AUGUCGCUGGACCUCUGUGGCUUGGCUCCUACCUUCCUCCUGCUGUUGACCUUGCCCUUUGGCUCUUCCAUGUGUCCUAUGCUUUGCACCUGCUACUUUUCCCCACCCACAGUGAGCUGCCAGGCUAAUAACUUCUCCUCUGUGCCACGGAUACUGCCCCCGAAUGCCCAGCGCCUCUUUCUACAAAACAACCUGAUUGGGACCCUGAGACCUGGAAUGUUUGGGCCCAGCCUCAUCACCCUGUGGCUCUACUCCAACAAUAUCUCCUCCAUCCAGCCUGGCACUUUUCGACAUCUCCAGGUUCUGGAGGAGCUGGAUCUGGGGGACAACCGCCAUUUGCGCACCCUUGAACCCGAUACUUUCCGUGGACUUGAGCGGCUGCAGUCUUUGCACCUUUACCGCUGUCAGCUGAGCAGCCUCCCAAACAAUAUCUUCCGCAAUCUUUACAGCCUCCAAUACCUCUAUCUUCAGGAAAACAACCUGCUUUGCCUACAGGACGACCUUUUUGUGGAUUUAGCUAAUCUGAGCCACCUUUUUCUGCAUGGGAACAAAAUUUGGAAGCUCUCAGAGAACGUCUUCCGUGGCCUGUCUGGAUUAGACCGCCUGUUGCUGCACCGGAAUCACCUGCACACAAUCCCUACGUGGGCUUUUCGUGAUUUGGGCAAGCUUACCAUUCUAUAUUUGUUCAACAAUAGCCUGACAACUGUGUCUGGAGAAACACUCUCAGAUUUGCCCUCCCUGGAGUUUCUGCGCCUCAACAACAAUCCCUGGGCCUGUGACUGCCGUGCCUACUCCCUCUGGUCCUGGUUCCAGCGCACACAGGUCUCCAUCUCAGACGUCAUAUGCGCCUCUCCUGCAGAACGCAAAGGACAUGACAUGCGCUAUCUGAACGAAGCAGUAUUUCAAGGCUGCCCUCCAACCAACCAUCAUCCUCCUCACCCUCACCCUCACCCCAAUGGCUCAUCUAAUCAUCUCUAUGGCCUUGGAGGAUCCCCUCCUGCCGAUCCUUCCUCUUUCUAUAGGGAUGUUCCAGCCAAUGACAUCCAGAGCUCCAAGUAUGAUCCACCUACAGAAGAUGACCAUUGGGGGACUUAUGGUAAUGGAGAAGGAAGCCAACUGAAAAAUGGAU
This is a messenger RNA of Protobothrops mucrosquamatus (brown spotted pit viper), 1129 nucleotides long. RefSeq names its product reticulon 4 receptor like 2 (gene RTN4RL2). Gene Ontology annotation, molecular function: protein binding. Gene Ontology annotation, cellular component: plasma membrane. The record is from RefSeq and is a predicted model, not a curated record. Lineage: Eukaryota; Metazoa; Chordata; Lepidosauria; Squamata; Viperidae. The annotation marks the transcript as partial. The transcript is spliced from 4 exons.